Talaromyces atroroseus is the source of this 2376-nucleotide messenger RNA. RefSeq lists its product as hypothetical. NCBI's taxonomy places the organism in Eukaryota, Fungi, Ascomycota, Eurotiomycetes, Eurotiales, Trichocomaceae. Bases 1 to 2376 code for a protein of 791 amino acids. Gene Ontology annotation, biological process: regulation of DNA-templated transcription. The transcript is spliced from 2 exons. The record is from RefSeq and is a predicted model, not a curated record. Gene Ontology annotation, molecular function: DNA-binding transcription factor activity; sequence-specific DNA binding.
AUGACUUCUCAAGGAGUUCCAUCACGCAAACGGCCAGCGCCAGGCACGUCGCCCGUGAUACAUGGCCCAAUUGGAUCGAUUCCAAGUUACACGGACCCUGCAAAUCAGCUUUCUGACGAUCAAUUUCUUCAAUGGGGCCAAGACCCUCAUGCUCCUGCCACGACGCAGGCCUUUCCCAUCGAUUCGACCGCAUAUAACACCAUGCCGUAUGCUACAAACCAAGAAGUUGCAGUGGCCUCUAACCAACCGCCUAAUCAGCUCACCCGAAGGCCAAUGAAUCAGCUUAUAAAUAGAAACCGUUCAUUUGAGCAGUCGUCUGUUUCAUCGGUUCCAGAAACCAGCAGCGGUGAUGGCUGGGGAGAGAGUCUGGCAGAACUCGAAGAAAGGGCGCUAAUUGCGAAGAGAGAAGCGCAGGCGAAGAGGAAACAAAUCCCCCCUUUCGUUCAGAAGCUGAGAAGUUUCCUCGAUGAACCACAAUAUGCCGACUUUAUACGAUGGUCCGACGAUGGCAAUUCAUUCAUCGUGCUGGAUGAAGAUGAAUUCGCCCGCAGGCUGAUUCCCGAGCUGUUUAAACAUAAUAAAUACGCUUCUUUCGUGCGCCAACUCAAUAUGUAUGGCUUCCAUAAAAAGGUCGGCCUGUCUGACAACUCGAUGCGCGCGAGUGAAAGGAAGAACAAGAGCCCGAGUGAAUACGCCAACCCGUACUUUAAGCGCGGCCACCCCGAUCUUCUAUGGCUGAUUCAGAAACCCAAAAAUGUUUCUGGUCAGGGUGGCAAGGGGGCUGGCAAAGGAGCCAAGACCAAGACGGAGGAUGGCGAAGACCAUGACGCUGAUGACUUCGCCGAAGAUGGUGGCCGCGAUGAGCGCCCGCGGAAUGGUGGCCAACUUGCCAUAACCAGCGGGGAGGAAAUCCUACCAAAGGAUCAAUUGGCCGGCGUCUACCGUGAACUUCAAAAUAUCCGCCAGCAACAGCAAAUCAUCUCAAGUACGAUAUUGAAACUUCGCAGGGAACAUGAGCAGCUGUAUGCUCAAGCCGCCAACUUCCAAGAACAGCACAGCCGCCAUGAAAAUUCCAUCAACGCGAUUCUCACCUUUCUUGCUACAGUUUAUAACCGCAGCCUUCAGGGACAUGAUGGCCCCCAGAAUCUUGCCAAUUCUUUCUCCGGGAUCAUAUCCCAAGAUCAAGGCAAUGUUGUUGAUGUCGGCGAUGAUUAUGCUCUGAGUACUUUAAGCAACGAUCUGGCGUCAGCAAAUCCGCGAUUUAAGAAACAGCCGUUGCUGUUGAAGGCCCCUCCACAGGCUGACGCUAGCACUAAUGAUCGUGCAACCACCUUGUCUCCAGCGACUAGUGCCUACGAUGGUACCUCGAGUCGGAAGCUUUCCCGUCAACAAGUUGCGCCGAUACGGAAUAUUGAAGAGAUCCACGAUAGCAAUAGUCCCCAACCAGCAGGACCCAUGCGACCCCCGCAGGACCAGCGCAAGCCACAGCGUGAUAUCAUGUCCAUGAUCCAGAAUUCCAACGCUGCUAACGGCAUUCAAACCACAUUUAGCGACUUUCCCAACAUUGUUUCUUCUCUAGAAACGUCCGGUGGUAAUUCGGCUCUUACACCGAAGCAGCGGGCAGAUAUGUUACGACAGAUGGCGCGUGAUACAAACGUUAGCGAUCCGUCUGUUGCUUCAUCAAACAAUGCCCUGAUAACACCGACUCCACCUCCCAUGCCAGACAACUACUCUGCUCAACUUGCUAGUACUCGUAAUGAGAUUGACAACUUGAUGAAGAUGCAAGCCGAACAGGACCGUUCCGUCCAGAACCUAACAAACCUACUACAGCCAUUGAGCCCGACUGGACAUAUCCCCGGCAUUGCAGAUGGCAACGUACCUCCGCCUACACUUGAUCUUGACCAAAUAUUCAACAGCCACGACUACUUCACGGAUAUGGGAGACCUAGAUACUAAAGGCAAUUUUGACAUUGGGAAUUCAUCAACUUCAGAACCCACCCAGAACUACAAAACGACUUCUGACGAUCGACGUGCCAACGACGAGCUCUUUGACUUCGACAACCUCGGCGUUGGUGUAGGAGACACCGAUCUAUUCGGGGACAACGCACGAACAAGCGCGCCGACAAGCUACUUUGAUAAUUACGAAGACUACACCAAAUCCGACGACCCCAGCGGUCGUAGUGUUGCUGUUGACAACAAAAACAAUAAUAAUAACCAGAGGAACGCAACGACCACACACGAACCAGGACGCAUCAUCGAGACGCUUACCGAUAGCGAAGAAACGAGUCCCUCAAACACAGUCGACGAGAAUUACCCAGGCAUCAACGUAUCCGAUCAAUCGAUCAUACACAGCCCAAAGCGAAGAAAGAAGAUCUGA